AUGCAGCUUGCCAUGAUGCGUAGUUCAGCUUUGCCCCUUGAGCGCGGGAUCGUCGUUCGAAAAGCAGCUGAAAUAGUCUCGCAGCCAAUGAAAACCGCCACAGUUUCAGACUAUUGUCCAGACCGCAUCCUAUAUGCAAGCCUUAAUUACCCCCUUGGUGUUCGACGCCAUGCCCGCCGUUCGAUACAGCCAUAUUUAGUGCCCACUCCUGCCUCUUUACUUGCCACUUGUGACGAUCACUAUAGUGCUUCCGAGUCCACGUACUAUCACCAGAACAAGAUGAAGGCCUCGUUUUUCGUCACAUUGUCAGCGUCAGUGUUCGGUGUGGAGGCUCUUCUGAGCCUUUCCGAAUACGCGAAGAAUAUACCCAGCUGCGCCCACGCCGCCUUCAGAGAUGCCGUUGCCAAGGAGGGCUGCAGCACAACAGUGAUCGAUGGCAAAAGCUUCGACUGCGCAUGUUCGCAUGUAGGCGCCAUUGCCGUGCUGGUCCAGAAAGCUGUACCGUCAGACUGUUCAAUAGGUAUGGACCCCAAGCGCACCAAGAUAAAUUUCACCGAAGCCUGGGGGCAUUUCUGCGGAAUGUGGGGGGUCGACUCGACGACAGCGACCGACUUUGCAGCCGCGACGAGCGUUAUAGGAGCCGACUUUGCUGGAGCAGGCGCUGCUGUCGCCGAAGCAACGACGACUGCGGCAGCAGGAGGGACAUCCGCUUCGAAGAACUAUGCCGCUAUUGCGACGAUAGGUCCGAACCUGGGACUCUUUAGUGCUGCCGCGGUGGCUGCACUGGGCUGGUGA
Neoarthrinium moseri is the source of this 795-nucleotide messenger RNA. RefSeq lists its product as uncharacterized. The record is from RefSeq and is a predicted model, not a curated record. Bases 1 to 795 code for a protein of 264 amino acids. NCBI's taxonomy places the organism in Eukaryota, Fungi, Ascomycota, Sordariomycetes, Amphisphaeriales, Apiosporaceae. The transcript has 2 exons.